GGAGGCAAUUUAGAGGACUGCCUUAAUUAGAGAUCUCAUGUUUUGUUUUUUGUUUCUCUUCCCAGAAGGAUUCAUAGUGACUGGAUUAGAGGGACCAAUCUUGGCUCCACUUGGUACAGCACUUGACCUCAGCUGUCAGCUGUCUCCUCCACAAAAUGCCCAUCACAUGGAGAUCCGCUGGUUCAGGUCCUGCUAUACACAGCCUAUUUAUCUAUACAAUGAUGGCAAAGAUCUAUUUGGAGAAAUUAUCCCCAAAUAUGUGGAGAGAACAGAACUCUUGAAGGACAGCAUUGAAGAAGGAAAAGUGACUCUCAGGAUCUUUAAUGUCAAUCCUGAUGAUGAUGGGCAUUAUCACUGCAUCUUCAAGGAUGGCCAGUUCUACGAAGAGCACAUCACAGAGGUCAAGGUCACAGCUGGGAGCUCCCAGGUUCAGAUUCUUGUUCAUCCUCCUACUACAAAAGGUGUGACAGUGGAGUGUCACUCUGGACGCUGGUUCCCAAGGCCUCUCAUGGAAUGGAGAGACAGCAGAGGAGAGGUAAUUCCAGCUGCAUCAAAAACCACUUCACAGGAUGGAGACAAAUUGUUCAAUAUGGAGAUAACCCUUCUACUUAGAGACAGCUCCUUCAGGAAUGUCACUUGUUGCCUUUGGAACCCUGUAACAGGCCAACAGGAAAGCACAACCAUUGUUCUACCAGAUGAAAUGUUUUCUUGGAAUUAUAUUUGGAAGAUGGUUGUGGGUGUAGUUCUGGCUAUGAUGACACUCUUCAUCAUAAUUCCCUGUAUUAAACUUCAAAUCCUAGAAGUCUUUGUUUCAGAAGCCCAACUUGACUUGGAUAGUAUGUGGUUGGACGACACAAGUAUGAUCCUGAGCAUGCUAAUGGUGAUCCUUGUCAUGUUCAUUUCCUUUAUUUACUUCAUAUUGAGAGGUCAUAUCAUCACAGCGAAGGAAACAUGUCUGGGGCUCAUCAGCUCAGAUAACUACCUCGGUAUGCAAGUUUCUGUGUGCACAAUGCUUUAA
Acomys russatus (golden spiny mouse) is the source of this 1018-nucleotide messenger RNA. Its product is annotated as putative selection and upkeep of intraepithelial T-cells protein 1 homolog. The transcript is spliced from 5 exons. NCBI's taxonomy places the organism in Eukaryota, Metazoa, Chordata, Mammalia, Rodentia, Muridae. The record is from RefSeq and is a predicted model, not a curated record. Gene Ontology annotation, molecular function: signaling receptor binding. Gene Ontology annotation, biological process: T cell receptor signaling pathway; regulation of cytokine production. Gene Ontology annotation, cellular component: external side of plasma membrane. Bases 38 to 1018 code for a protein of 326 amino acids.